Messenger RNA from Nomascus leucogenys (northern white-cheeked gibbon), 2813 nucleotides. It is a transcript of the gene LETM2, whose product is annotated as leucine zipper and EF-hand containing transmembrane protein 2. Gene Ontology annotation, cellular component: mitochondrial inner membrane. NCBI's taxonomy places the organism in Eukaryota, Metazoa, Chordata, Mammalia, Primates, Hylobatidae. Gene Ontology annotation, molecular function: ribosome binding. Gene Ontology annotation, biological process: intracellular monoatomic cation homeostasis. The record is from RefSeq and is a predicted model, not a curated record.
AGAGUGACGUCAGAGGCGAGGAAAGAGGCGGAGCCGUAGAGACUUGGCUUCGGGCCCUUCUAGCUUGGGGGUCCCGGGAAGGAGCUGGGAGGACCUAGGCGGCCGUUCCGCGGAUCCCGGCCGAGGAGGUCCCUAUGUUAACUACUUGAGACAAAAAUAAAUAUGGCCUUCUACAGUUAUAAUUCAGUUUUGGCUAUUGCUCGAACAAGAUUCCCAUUUAAAUAAGACAUGUAUGAAGAACUAUGAGAGCAAGAAGUACUCGGAUCCUAGUCAGCCAGGCAAUACAGUACUUCACCCAGGAACUAGACUAAUACAAAAGCUACACACAUCCACUUGCUGGCUGCAAGAAGUUCCUGGCAAACCUCAGCUGGAGCAAGCCACAAAACAUCCACAGGUGACAAGCCCUCAGGCCACAAAAGAAACUGGCACGAAGAUUAAAGAAGGCAAACAAUCUUAUAGACAAAAAAUCAUGGAUGAACUAAAAUAUUAUUACAAUGGAUUCUACUUACUUUGGAUUGACGCCAAAGUUGCUGCCAGAAUGGUUUGGAGGCUGUUGCAUGGACAGGUCCUGACCAGACGAGAGAGACGAAGGCUGUUGAGAACUUGUGUUGAUUUCUUCCGCCUGGUUCCAUUUAUGGUGUUCAUAAUUGUACCCUUCAUGGAAUUCUUAUUACCAGUGUUUCUGAAACUCUUCCCAGAGAUGUUGCCAUCAACUUUUGAAAGUGAAUCCAAAAAGGAAGAAAAACAGAAAAAGAAAAUGGCUGUAAAGUUGGAACUAGCAAAAUUUCUUCAAGAAACCAUGACAGAAAUGGCAAGGAGGAACAGAGCCAAGAUGGGCGAUGCCUCUACACAGCUCUCAUCCUACGUUAAGCAGGUCCAGACAGGCCACAAGCCCAGCACAAAGGAGAUAGUUCGCUUCUCCAAACUAUUUGAGGACCAGCUGGCCCUGGAACACUUAGAUCGCCCUCAGCUGGUUGCCCUUUGCAAACUGCUGGAAUUGCAGACGUUUGGAACCAACAACCUGCUCCGCUUUCAGCUCCUGAUGAAACUAAAGUCUAUAAAAGCAGAUGAUGAAAUAAUUGCCAAGGAAGGGGUGAGAGCAUUGAGUGUAUCAGAACUACAGGCUGCCUGUAGGGCCCGAGGGAUGAGAUCACUGGGUCUCACCGAGGAACAACUGCGACAACAGCUCACGGAGUGGCAGGACCUCCACCUGAAGGAGAACGUCCCUCCUUCCCUUUUGCUCCUGUCCCGCACCUUCUACCUGAUAGAUGUGAAGCCCAAGCCGAUUGAGAUACCACUCAGUGGGGAAGCUCCAAAGACUGAUAUUCUUAUGGAAUUACCUACUUUCACUGAAUCUAAAGAGAAUGUGGUGGAUCUUGCACCUCAACUGAAGGGAACUAAGGAUGAAGACUUUAUACAGCCACCACCGGUUACAUCAUCACCCGAAACACGAUCAACACCUAUUUCAUUACCUAAAGGAUCCAUCACUUCUUCUAAAGAAGCUACACUCCAGGCCAAAUCACAAGUGACGGCCCAGAACAGCAAGGCUAGUUCAAAAGGAGCAUAAGGACUACUUGAGGAUGAAGCUCACUCUCUUCAGCUUCCGGCCCUCAACAGUGGCAUCUGUAAAGGACCUCCCAGAUCAGACUGUCUGGCUUCAGAGUGGAUCAGCCGUUUAGCCCGUGGGGCAGUCCUUUGAGGCCUGGUAACCAUUCCAGGUGAUGUGGGUAGUGAGACCAAGUUCAGACCACUUAAAAAAUAUAAUUGCAAAGUCCCAUUUCCUCUGUACCAUUGUCACUCCACUCAACUUUGUGUAAAGCCCACCCCCCAUCAUGUUGUUUUUUUAGUUUGUGUACGUCCCUUAAGAGAGGAAAUUUUUUGCACAGUGGAGUCAGCUUGGCACCUUAGAUACCUCUGUCUCCUAUGGCUUGGAAUUCUGAGUAAGAACUUGGAAGUUCCAAAAACCAUUUUAGGAGCACCUGAUUAACUUUCUGAAUGAUCCACCAGUAGGAUCAGCACUCUGGAAACAAAGUACCUUAUGAGAUGGGAUGGAUAUACUCCCCAGUAAGAUCUUUCUGGAUAUAAUGAAGCUUCUUGGAGAAACAGACUGGCAAUCAGAAAGAUUUGGCUGCUUCUGACAUCCCCCUCUUGGGCCUGCAGAGGCUGCAGCAAUCUGUGAGGCAGCCGCAAUCUGUGAGGCAGCCACUCUUCUAGCACAUAUGGCUUUUAUUAGCCACCAUUUUGCUAGGAAGCAUAAUUAAGGGUUUAAGCCUUAACCAUUUGUUUGUCUUGGGUGUGUGUGUUUCUGGCCAGUUUGUCUUUCACAAAUAAGACUAUUAGUCAUAGGGGUUGUGAAGGUCUGAUAUAAUCCCUGUGCUACCCAGCAACAAGUAUUACAUUAGGCUAUUUAUGUUUGGUGUUUUCAGUAUUAAUAAUACUGAAAUAAUAGAUAAACUGCCAUCCAGCUGACUAAGGGCUUUCUUCCCCUGGGGAGUGGUUAGAAGGCCAAAGGUAUUUCAGCCUGUAGGUGAUAAAAUUAGAUUUCUUUACUUGCUGUGGUUAGACAGCAGUCAGUUAAAACAAGUAAAACUCAACUGUCCUGUCUGGGAUCACCUAAAUGAGGAAUGUCACCAGCACUUCACGGCAAGAAUAUGCAUUCUACAGUGCUUUCUAAACUUCUGCUCCAUCAGAGAAGCCCCACCAUGUCCCACUGAUGAAGCCCAGUUCUUUGGGAAUGAUGAAUCCCUACUGUGCACACACAGCAGUCAUGGAUCCUGCCUAUCGAGGUGAUUCACAAUACAUUUUCCCAUUUC